Molecule: messenger RNA, 2168 nt
Organism: Camelina sativa (false flax)
Lineage: Eukaryota; Viridiplantae; Streptophyta; Magnoliopsida; Brassicales; Brassicaceae
Source: RefSeq, a predicted model, not a curated record
UUUUCUGAUUUAUUUUUUAAUUUCUUUUCUCUUAAAACCUCCGUUGGGAAGGUCUAAGGCCGGUCUGAAAAUUUGCAGGCCCAAAAAAUGAUCCGGUCGGUUUAAGUCUAGGGCAUUGGAGAGGACAUGAGGAUUUUGAAUGAUAUCGGAUUCGUUAGAGUAAUCUUGGGAAAAUUUCCUAAAACAUACGUACGAUUUAAUAAACGGGGUUGUAUAAUAUUCCCAAAUUUACAUCCCUAAUCCUAAACCCUUAUAAGUUUAUUUGUCACACCAACAAAUUAGCCUCUUCUAUUCCGCUACAAUAAUAAUAUGGCCCUAAUUUUCAGACCCUCCUCUCCUCCGCCAUGGAAGAUCAAAGUGCAGCUAAUGAAGAUGUGGAAGAAGAUAUUGAUGAAAAAUUCAAGAACCAUGAUCGAUAUGAUUUUACUCCAAUCAUCGAGCGGAAAAGUGACUGCGUUCUCCCACCUUGUCCGGCGUCGACCUCGACGUCGGAGCGCUGUCCCCUUGAUUCUCCCAGGCCCUCCUCUCCUCAUGAGGAAGAAAGGUAACUCCCGCAAAGCAAAGGCUCCGCCACCGUUGUCCCAAAACCCCCCGCGACCAGAUCGAGAUCUAGAUCUCCCUACUGGAAAAGCCUCCUCGUCUCUGCCAGACCCUCCUCCGCCUUCCCCCCUCCACCCUCCUCAGUCACCCCCCUCACCUCCAUCCCCUCCCCAGACCUCUCUAAAGCAGAAUGUCCCCGACAUCUCUGCUUUAUCUGACCGAAUUUCCAAACCCUCAGAUCUGCAGCACUCUAGCUCCAAUCCAAGUGAACAGUACGCUCCUGUGAAUGUUGUUUCGGCAGCAGACCCAGAUCCCAAAGAAGCCCCUUGGUUAGGUUUUUUCAAAGGUUCCACCCGCCGCCUAUCCAAGAAGGGCACAUCUUUUACUCUCCCUUCAGGCGAGUCUUGCGUUAAGAUCCCAAAUUCUAUCAUCCAGAGAAACCAGAAGUCAUGGGAUUGUUUCAUUCUCGGACAGUUUUACUCUGAUCCGCCGGCUCAGGGAACAGUCCAUGCCAUUGCCAACGGUAUCCGGAGCAAGAUGCACCGUGACAUCAUUGUUACUAAGAUGGAGGGCAACGCCUUCCUCUUCAAGAUCCCAAAUGCUACAACUCGAAACCGAGUACUAAAUCAGGGUCUCUGGCAGAUUGAAGGCCAAACGAUGUUCGUAGCAAAAUGGCAACCUAGAGUUACCCCCCAAAAGCCUGAGCUCUCGUCUGCACCUGUCUGGCUGGAGUUGCGCGACGUCCCCUUCCAGUUCUUCCAUGAAGAAGGUUUCGAGUUUAUCGCAGGUCAGGUGGGUGAACCAAUUCGUCUCCACCAGUCGACUAAGAACAUGACCAAUCUUGAGGUCGCGAAAGUCCUCACCCUGAUUGACCCUAGGAAACCUCUUCCAGAGGCUGUAAACGUUCAAUUUGAUUCUGGGGAGAUUAGCCGUGUUCUGGUUUCCAGUCCCUGGAUGCCGCCGGUCUGCUCGUUCUGCAAAGAGGUGGGUCACAACCUGAAGUGCUGUAAAGUAGCUCCUAUCCUCUGUACCUCUUGCAAAUCUGUUUGCCAUAGCACAGCUGAAUGCCCUCGUGCAAAGGCCAAGAAGCAAGAAAAAGUCUACAGGGUCAAGAAGCCUCAAGCCUCCUCCCCCUCCCGACCGGAGUCAUCCACUCUUCCGGUUACAGAGCCUAAGAAGAAAGGAAAAGAAAUUCAGGAGCCCUCUGCAAUCACACCAAGUCAGCCUUCUACUUCAGGCCAGCCUUCUACCACUCUUCAUCAAACCACUCCACCGCCCAGUUCAGAGAUUGUCCCCGGGACUGUUUCUGAAUGGAUCCAAGUCAAAAAGAAGCAUAACAGUCCCUUUGUCCCGGUUCCUUCCUCUUCCCUGAGGCAAGAGAACUCCCUCUGCAUUGACAUUGGGCUUGACUCUUUGCAAGCUGACCCUGAUAACCCUUCGACCCCGCCAGAUAAAAGUCUGCCUUCUGAUUCCUCAGACGUCCAAUCUUCAGAUGAUGGUGCUGACCCUGAUUUGGACGAAGCUAGCUUUUUACGGAUGUUCUCACAGAGACAACAACGGUUUGCUAGGGGCAAGGGCUCCAAAUCCCAUUAAUCAAUGUAUAUAGACGUUUUUUCUGGAAUGUGAGA